This is a messenger RNA of Schistosoma spindalis, 1361 nucleotides long. Lineage: Eukaryota; Metazoa; Platyhelminthes; Trematoda; Strigeidida; Schistosomatidae. The record is from the annotation of a GenBank genome assembly.
AAUAUAUUUAAGUCUAUCUUUCAAAAGUGUAACGUGUUCUUGUAGUAAUGAAGAAAUUUUUGGAUACUACCAAUACAAAGCUUAAUCGGGCUUUGCAGAAAACAAAUGAAGUCAUAGGGAGGGCUGAAAAGACAGAAUUCGAUGAGGAAUUUGUCUCACUAUUAAAACAAGCAGAAUCUACGCACGAAGCAUCUAAGCACAUUAUGGAGGCUAUUGAGCAGUGGAUCAACCCAUGUGUCUUAAAAAAGUUCGAUGAUGUCGCUUGUAAAGUAGAAAGUAUGGUCACAGAUAAUAAAAGUUAUUGGUUAAAGGUUCCUGCAAAGUUACCUGCCGAACAUCUUGGAGAUGAACUACUCAACGCAGCUGUUGGUGUCGGAGCUGGUACUGCAUAUGGUGCGGCAUUGUCACAAUGCGGUGAGUACAGUCGUCAGAUAGCUGCAGCUGAAAGUCAAAGGAAUGCGAUACUAGAAAAGAAAACAUUAUGUGUACUACAUCAUUUUUUGGCACUUGAAUGGCCUGAAAUACAAAAAGAACUUAGUCAUUUGGAGUCGUAUCGUUUGGAUUAUGAUAAAUUAAGAAGUAAAGUGAAGCAUAAUGAACAUCCAGAUCCUGAAACCUUGACAAAAAUGGAAGAUGCUAAAACCGUUCUUUAUAAACAAUUAGAAAAAACUAGAGCUAAACUACAACAGGUCAAGUCGGUAAAUGACUCUAACAUGAUUGCACUAAAAGAAUUAGUAGCUGCUCAACGAACUUAUUUCAGUGAAUGCAGACAGAGGACUGAAGAAUUGUCUGCUCAAAUGGAACGAUUAAAAUAAAGAUGUGUUUUUCGGGAAGAAAAUAGAUCAAAACAAAAUAAAAACAAAACGCCAAUCUUGUGUCUUCCCCAUAUUAACUAAUAUAUACAAUUAUGAAACUUCAUUUUGUGCAACAGUCACGCUACACAAAUACUCUAUUGAAGCUCUAAUAAUAAAAAUGAUAUUUCAGGCUUUUUGGUCACAAAAUCUUCGUGUUUCUUAUCGAUUUAAACUGCUCGUUUUCUUUUGUGAUCUUAACAUACUUUUGCCGUUCAGUGUAUAUUUAUAUUAAUGUCUAUAUUAUUUGCCUUAUAGAUUUCAAUAAUAUCAAUAAUUACAUUAUUGAAUUAAAUAAGAAAUUCGCUUAUUUCUUUUCAGUGCUUUCAUAGUUAUUCUUGAGUUUAUAUUUGUGUACGUGUGUUUUCUGGUUUAUAUGUAUUUUCACACAUUUAUUGUUUUCUUUCGGGGGGGGGGGAAGUUGGUGUUGCUUGAUUGAAAAUUUAUUCAUUCUGUUAUACGUAUGACUUCUGAAUUCUUUAAGUGGUAUUAAAACUCAUGGAUUAUUUU